CCCUCCCCCACAGCUCUAGCUUCGGAAAUGUUCUGAGAGCUGAGGGGAGGAGCGGAAUGAGAAGCAAGUGUACACUCAUAUCAGCUGAGCAGAGUUCAUUAGGUGACAGGACAGCGGGGUGGAGGGCAGUGAGCGGUCUACAAAACUAUGGAGAAGCAAAGCAGGUGUGUGGUUGUCACUGGGUUUGGACCAUUUGGGGAGCAUGCUGUAAAUGCAAGCUGGGUGGCUGUACAGGAACUGAAGAAGUUAGGCCUUGGUGACAGGGUUGAUCUCCAUGUCUAUGAAGUUCCAGUUGAGUAUCAAUCUGUGCAAAGGUUAAUCCCUGAUUUAUGGGUAAAGCACAGACCUCAGCUCAUUGUUCAUGUUGGAGUUUCUGGAAUGGCCACAGCUAUAACACUAGAAAAAUGUGGCCACAAUAACGGCUAUCUUCGUCUGGACAACAGCCUGUUCUGCCCAGAUACACAGUGCUGUGUGGAUGGAGGCCCAGAAUGCUUACAGUCUUCUAUUAACAUGGAUGUUAUUUGCAAGAGAGCCUCAGCAGCAGGACUAGAUGUUCAGUUUACAGUAUCUACAGAUGCGGGCAGGUAUCUGUGUGACUUCACUUACUAUAGAUCUCUGUAUGAGAGUCAUGGCAAAUCAGUGUUCAUCCAUGUACCUCCUUUAGGGAAGCCAUACACAGCAGCGCAACUGGGAAGAGCACUGCAGAUCAUUCUACAUGUGAUUUUAGACAUUAUGGAACAAUCAGAGGACCAGAUCAACUGUGAUCACAAUCACUGACAAGAAGCAAGAUCGUCUGUUUAACUAAUAAUUUCUGUAUAUAAGGAAAAUGUAAUGGUCAUGUUGAUGAUAACUUAAAGGGGUGAUCCAGCAUAAGAAAAACUGCGCCUCAUUUGUCUGCAGGUUGAGUGUGGUUUUGCUGCUCAGUUUCAUUGAAGUGAUUGGAGCCAAGUUGUAAUACCACUUACAACUGGCAGACGGGUGUGGUGCUAUUUUUGAUAAAAUGAGUUCUGUUUUGCUAUUGCUGGAUAACCCCCUUAACUUUGCCAUUUGUUUAGGUUGUGAAUUUGCGAGUCUGCCAUGCCCAAAUGUGAUUGAUGGCAGACGCCAAUAUAAUGAGGAGUAAAGGGAUGAUGUAUUAGGGAAAUGUGUUUUGACUGCUUGUUUUUUUAAUUAUUAUUCAAUAAAUCUGCAGUUUUAAUGGGAAAAAACAUUUUAGAAUGAAUAAGGAACUAUUAUCCUUAGGAUGACUGCAAAAGAUUUAGUAUUUUCUAGCCCUAAACCUAUGAUAUUUGGACAAAAAUCUUGUAUGAAAUACAAUUAUGUCCAGAGUGUUGUACUGCAGAUGAAAAACCUCCUUAGGCUGGGUUCACACUACGGUUUGUCAUUACGGUUCCCGUAUACGGCUGGGAGGAGGGGGGCGGAGCUU
Molecule: messenger RNA, 1426 nt
Organism: Hyla sarda
Lineage: Eukaryota; Metazoa; Chordata; Amphibia; Anura; Hylidae
Gene: PGPEP1
Product: pyroglutamyl-peptidase I
Exons: 5
Coding region: 148-777 (209 amino acids)
Biological process (GO): proteolysis
Cellular component (GO): cytosol
Molecular function (GO): pyroglutamyl-peptidase activity
Source: RefSeq, a predicted model, not a curated record